This is a messenger RNA of Panicum hallii, 2533 nucleotides long. RefSeq names its product splicing factor U2AF-associated protein 2-like. The transcript has 15 exons. The record is from RefSeq and is a predicted model, not a curated record. NCBI's taxonomy places the organism in Eukaryota, Viridiplantae, Streptophyta, Magnoliopsida, Poales, Poaceae. Gene Ontology annotation, molecular function: RNA binding. The coding region runs from base 228 to 1658 and encodes 476 amino acids. Gene Ontology annotation, cellular component: U2-type spliceosomal complex; U2 snRNP. Gene Ontology annotation, biological process: mRNA splicing, via spliceosome.
UCAGCCGUCCGGAUAGCUUCUUCCCGACUCUUCGCCUUCGCCGUUCUCCUACCUUCCGCUUGGCGACCGCCGCGACCCCUUUCUUCCCUCCCGCCGCGCGCGCCUCUCCGACCACCCGCCUCCGCCUUCCUUCCCCGCCGCUCGCCGGCACCCGUUUCAAUGAACUAGCGUCGCCUCUCUUCACCCAAUACCCACCCGCUUCCUCCUCCCCUUCUCUCCCGGCUUGGAUGCCCAUGAAGACCAGCGGCGCGGCGGCCGCCGCCGGCGAGGUAGGCUGGUACGUGCUCGGCCCGAACCAGGAGAGUGUGGGCCCCUACGCGCUUACCGAGCUGCGAGAACAUUUUGCAAACGGGUAUCUCAACGAGAGCACAAUACUCUGGGCAGAAGGAAGGACUGAAUGGAUGCCACUCUCUUCCAUCCCUGAGUUACACUCUGCUGUCACAACAAAGGAUCAACCUGAACAAGCUGCUCCGGAUGCUGAAGACGAUUUUGAGAAAUUUCAGAAAGAGGUUACAGAAGCCGAGGCGGAGGCAGAGUCCUUGAAAGGCAGUGCUGAAGAUGGUGAUGAGCGGCCAGCAACCCCACCGGAUGGAGAGGAGGAGUUUACUGAUGAUGAUGGCACCAUUUACAAAUGGGACCGUACUCUGAGGGCAUGGGUUCCUCAAAAUGAUGCAUCAGGUAAAAAGGAUGAUUAUGCUCUGGAAGAGAUGACUUUUGCACUUGAGGAAGAAGUAUUUCAAGCACCAGAUAUCCCUGGUCCUUCUGCUUUAGAAGAAAUCAACACCCUGGCUGAAAACAAAAACAAAGAAUCAGACAAAGCAGAAAAGAGAGGGGAGAAGAAGCGAAAAUCUUCUGAGAAGCCAGCUGAAAAAAAGGAAGCUAACAAACCUCCGGACAGUUGGUUUGAUCUCAAAGUCAAUACACAUGUCUAUGUGAAUGGAUUGCCUGAUGACGUCACGGUGGAGGAGAUUGUGGAGGUAUUUUCCAAGUGUGGAAUAAUAAAGGAGGAUCCGGAGACUAAAAAGCCUCGAGUGAAGGUCUAUACUGAUAAGGAAACCGGCAGGAAAAAGGGUGAUGCCUUGGUGACAUAUCUCAAGGAGCCAUCUGUAGCUUUAGCAGUUCAGUUGUUGGAUGGGACAUCAUUCCGACCUGGUGGUAAGACUCUGAUGUCUGUAAGUCCGGCCAAAUUUGAGCAGAAAGGUGAUGUUUUCAUUGCAAAGAAAACUGAUAAACAAAAGAAAAGGAGAACCAAGAAGGUUGAAGACAAAAUGCUUGGAUGGGGUGGGCAUGAUGAUAAGAAGAUCACGAUUCCUACUACCAUUAUUUUGCGGCACAUGUUCACUCCGGCUGAGUUGAGAGCUGAUGAAGAGCUUCUUUGUGAGCUUGAGGAAGAUGUUAAAGAGGAAUGUGCCAAGUUUGGUCCAGUGGAUAAUGUCAAGGUUUGUGAAAAUCAUCCACAGGGUGUCAUAUUGGUGAAAUUCAAAGACCGGAAAGAUGGCUCCAAAUGCAUAGAGAAGAUGAAUGGCAGAUGGUUUGGUGGGCGGCAAAUCCAUGCUAGCGAAGAUGAUGGCUCCGUUAACCAUACUCUGAUCCGUGAUUACGAUGCAGAGGUGUCAAGGCUGGAUCGAUUCGGCGAAGAGUUGGAAGAGUCCACAUAGAGGAUAACAGGGAUUGCCUUCUUGUACCAUAAGAUAGCAUGGGGAUAGGAAGUUUUGCGUUUCGCCUCUUCCAUAUUCUUGGCCUUUUAUGUGCCUGCUGGUUAUUAACCAGUGAAAAGAAAUUAUGUCAGGGGGUAUCACUUAUGAGCCAUGAUCACGUCGUCUGUUACUGCCUCCCAUUUGAGUCUGGUCUUCAAUAAAAGGAAAUUCUUUGAUUCUAUCUCGGCCGGAAGGAAACACAAGUAUCAUCCGUCCCAAACGUAACGAAGGGCUUAGAUGCAAAAUUUGUCAACCUGGUCCUUAACCCUUAGCCGUCGGAUCAGAGGUGUGCGGCAGAGAUUGAUCGUAACCACCCCCUCUUCUCUCUUCGCUGGGCGCAGUGCCCAGACAGGCCGCGCCCGCCGCCGGCCGUUGCUCUCCCUGACCUCACCGAGCGUCCGGCUCGGCCGCCCUUCCCCAUCGUGUAGGUCCUUGGGCUGCUCACCGCUCGUCGACCAGUCGUCCCUCGUCUGGUCUCGGCCGAGGAAGGUCAGGCGGCGGCGAGGGGAAAGAGGUAGCGAGAUGCCGCACCGGGCGCGGCCGAUGACGGGGCUGCUGGUGUUCAUGGGCGUCAACCUCGUGCUCGUCAGCACCAUCUCCCCCGUCUACGACUUCGUCUGCUUCCACCCCUACUGGGAACGAAGGGUCCUACUUUACAGAGAGAACGCCGCCGGAGGGAACGUGAAGCUGUGCAACUGAGGGGUUCUCUAAAAACUACUAAUUGAGUUCUCCUAGCAUAUCAAACAUUCUCCUCAUCAGUGGCUGUCUCAAGUACCAAACUGCUUCUUGUACAAUCUAGGGAAUUGUUCAUUUCAACAGCCGUUUCGUUUACAAAA